GUCCUUUUUGACACCGCUCGGCCUCCGUUAUACCGGAAGAGGCGGCACCCUGCACAUCUAUUUCCGCUUUGAGGCGAGAGGACAGCUCUCAUUGAGGAAGGACACUGCGGCUUGCGUGGAGGUGCUGAAAAAAAAAUCAACAUGUCGGCCGGAUUACUCGCCAAACCUCAGAUGAGAGGCCUUCUGGGCAAACGCUUACGAUUUCACAUUAUUGGAGCCUUCGUCGUCUCUCUCGGGGUUGUUGCUCUGUAUAAGUUCGGUGUUGCAGAGCCAAGGAAGAGGGCUUACGCAAACUACUACAAGAACUUCGAUGCCAUGAAGGAGUUUGAGGCCAUGAGGGAAGCAGGAGUCUUUCAGUCUGCGCCACCAAAAGGAAAAUGAACAAGAAAGGACUUGACGUGGAUGGGAUCCUUGGAAGCGGGCUUCAGUGCUGGACAUACUUGAUAUAAAACCGUAAAUAAAAUAUUGUCAACCUCCA
This is a messenger RNA of Spea bombifrons (plains spadefoot toad), 478 nucleotides long. RefSeq names its product cytochrome c oxidase subunit 6C. The transcript is spliced from 4 exons. Gene Ontology annotation, biological process: mitochondrial electron transport, cytochrome c to oxygen. NCBI's taxonomy places the organism in Eukaryota, Metazoa, Chordata, Amphibia, Anura, Pelobatidae. The coding region runs from base 142 to 381 and encodes 79 amino acids. The record is from RefSeq and is a predicted model, not a curated record.